Aspergillus lentulus is the source of this 3000-nucleotide messenger RNA. RefSeq names its product lethal(2) giant larvae protein homolog SRO77. NCBI's taxonomy places the organism in Eukaryota, Fungi, Ascomycota, Eurotiomycetes, Eurotiales, Aspergillaceae. The record is from RefSeq and is a predicted model, not a curated record. Gene Ontology annotation, biological process: Golgi to plasma membrane transport; exocytosis. Gene Ontology annotation, molecular function: GTPase activator activity; syntaxin binding; myosin II binding. Gene Ontology annotation, cellular component: plasma membrane; cytoplasm.
AUGGCACACUUUCUACGGGGGAAGCAAACAGGAAUACAGAAAGAUUUCUCCGAUGGUCUCUCACCAGACCUCUUCGCCCUCGAUGAUUACGCUCGGUGUGGUGUAAACUCGCAAAUAAGUGUGCUUGCGUACGAUCCCGUUCAGUCUCUCCUGGCCGUAGGUACCAGCGACACCCAGUUCGGCAGUGGGCAGAUCUAUGUGUUUGGACAGCGCAGGGUUUCCGCCGUUUUUUCGUUGCCGCGGAAGGCAUCUGCCAAAUAUCUCCAGUUCUGCGCCGACAAGUUGAUCAGCGUCGACUCGAAGAGCGAAAUUACUAUUUUCUCACUUGAGAUCCAGAAAGCGCUGGUUUCCUAUGCCCCCCCGAGCCAUGCCACCGCCCUAUUGACAGACCCUAGUCUGGACUAUGCCUUCAUUGGUCUACAGAAUGGGGACAUUAUUGCCUACGAUCUGGACCGGGAGUCCUUGACACCGUUUAGAGUACCUAAUCUCUGGGCUGAGCGCAAUCCCCGGGCGCGACUGUGCCCGGUCCUUUCUCUGGCCUUUUCACCCCGGGAUAUUGGCAAGAUUUUGGUUGGAUAUCCCGAAGGAGCCGUCACCUUCACCUUCAAACAGAACGUCGCUCAGAAGUACUUCCAAUAUGAAGUACCUCCUGGUGCCGUCGGGGGCAAUUCUGAGAUACCCUCCCAGGACACUCGCAGACCCAAACUGACCAGAGCGCUCUGGCAUCCUAACGGUAUCUUUGUUCUGACUGUUCACGAAGACAACAGUCUGGUGUUUUGGGAUUCGAAGGAUGGCCGCAAGAUCCUCUCCCGGACGAUGGAGAAUACACAUAUCGACGAACCUGGCGCCAGCCCAAACCGACGGUUUUCAACGGCUGAAGCCAUCUUCAGAGAGCCUAUUACCCAAGUUGCAUGGUGUGUCAAAGCUAACGGAGAGGACAGCGGCCUUCUUAUUGCGGGUGGUCGGCCUAAGGCUGAGAGUAACAAGGGUUUGACCUUCAUAGACUUUGGAGCAACUCCAAACUAUCAGACGUCAACAUGGCCAAUGAUCACCAAUUAUUUCGAAAAUCCAAAACAAGUUCAGAAUAUUCCAGCACCUCCUAGUGCAGAGGUCGUCGACUUUUGCCUUAUUCCCCGCUCCUCGCCAUUCUAUGCUGGGGCCCAUGACCCCAUCGCUGUGAUUGCGCUCCUUUCCUCGGGAGAACUUAUCACUCUGAGUUUCCCCAGUGGUCAUUCCAUCACGCCCACGAACAUGAUUCAUCCCUUCCUCUCUUUUGUCCACCCUUUUGUCACCAAAAUCACGAUGACGCCUAUUGAUCGUUCCGCCUGGCUGGGCCUUCGGGAACGGAGAUCGCAAGGCCCGAAAUUCUUGAUCGGCGGUGCAGAAGGCAAAAGGGCGCUGAAAAGGUUCGAGAAUCGUAACAUCAUUACCACGGCUCACGCGGAUGGAACCAUACGUCUCUGGGAUGUAGGCCAUGAUGACGAGAUUGAAAACGCGGAUGUCAUCCAAGUAGAUUUGGCCCGCGCUGUUGGGCGUGUCGCUAAUGUGGAAGUCACUGAAAUGUCUGUCAGCGGGUCUACAGGCGAACUCUCAGUUGGCUUGAAGAGCGGCGAGGUUGUGGUGUUUAGAUGGGGUAAUAAUGGAAAUUUUGGCCAUGAGGAGCCUCCAGGCACAAAUGAAGGAGCCGGAAAGUUAACUCGGAUCACCCACCGAGCCGAUCCCGGGCUGAAACAAGGCAUGCUUCCGCUCACUCUUCUGAAUAUGCAACAGGGGCCCGUGACUGCUGUGAAGCAUAGCCAUGUGGGCUUCGUUGCUGCCGGUUUUCAAAACGGCAAUUUUGUCAUCAUGGACUUGCGCGGGCCAGCAGUCAUUCAUACAGCCCAGGUAUCCGACUUUGCGAAGACCAGCAAACGUGGAAGUUUCCUCAAACAUCGCGCUGCUGAAAGCACUGCUCCGGAGUGGCCCACAAGCAUCGAGUUUGGUGUGUUGACUUUGGAGGGUGAAGACUAUUCAAGUAUCUGCUGCUUUGUAGGCACCAACAGAGGCAACUUGGCCACCUUCAAGAUCCUGCCCGGAAAUGAUGGAACUUACAUGGGCCAAUUCGCCGGCGUAACUCAGCUCGAUGACAAGGUUUUGAACAUCAUACCCAUUGAUGCGGAUCAGGGUACGCCGGCUCUAGCUACAGCAAGCAUGGUUGCGGGCCUCCGAACUGGCGCUAAAGUUAACGGUGUCGUCAUUGCUGUCACUGUUUCCGGUUGCAGGAUUUUUAAACCUGCAACGUCCAAGGGCGCUCACAAGUCCUGGGAUGAUUAUCUCUGCGAUGCCGCAGCCCUCGUGAAGACAGAAGGCCGUGGUUAUAGUCUUGUUGGGCUUUUUGGCGAUGGUAACGCUAGGGCUUUCUCCAUCCCGGGUCUCAAGGAAAUAGGCUGCACUAGUAUCGGUCAAAUUGCCGACAUGAGACGCCUCUCGGACUCAACAGUCUGCGCUAACGGUAGUGUUCUGACCUGGACGGGUCCCUCAGAAGUCGCCGUGUUCAAUGUUUGGGGCUCUGGUACCGGACUACGACCAUCAGACAGUCGACUCUUCAACCCACAGGCAACCAUUCCUGCACGACCUACAAUUACGAAUCUGCAAUGGAUCUCCGGCACACAAUAUGUGUCCCCAGCCGACAUGGAUCUUCUGAUCGGGGGCCCAGACCGGCCUCCAUCAAAACGAAUGCAGGAACAGAUGCGACUCGAAGACCAAGAGCGGCGCCGACUCGCACGAGAAGGGAGAACUGGAUCCAAUCUAUCACAGGCAUCGACAGGAAGUCAAGAGGGCUAUUGGUCUUACAUGACCCGGCAAGUCCAAGAACGGACGGAGCGACUAGGCAUUGCUGGUGAAAGUAUGGAUCGGCUGGAAGAAAACAGCAGCAACUGGGCCCGGGACGUCAAUAAAUACGUACAGAACCAGAAGAAAAAGGCGAUUCUCGGCGCACUGGGGUCGAAAUUUGGCUUGUGA